ACGUGUUUCUUUCAAUCGUUUCCUGUUUGGUAACAAGAAAACAAUAUGCAAAGGACACUUGGCGCAGCGUGCAGAACAACCAGCAGACUUCGGUUGUUUGGAAGCAGAAGCUACAGUUACGAAGUAGAUGAAGAUUUUCCGUCUAAAACUACUGUUGUCCGUAGUGACACACCAUAUGAAAAAAGUGUCAACAAGGUGACCUUGAUUGGAAGACUGGGAUCAGAUGUUCGAUUUGGUGGGGAUUCUCUCCAAUACUGCAAUUUUCGAAUGGGCACAAACCAUUUCUACACAGACAGAAACACAAAUGAAACAAAGCAAAGGACAACUUGGCAUAACAUUAAGUCAUUGAAACCCACCAUUUCAAUGAAGCUGCAAGAUGUCGGGAAGGGGUCACGUGUUUAUAUCGAGGGAAAGCUUGAUAAUGAUGAUUGGAUAGAUAAGGAAGGACAAAAACGACAGACAAUCAAUAUAUUGAUUGAUGAACUCAUUGUUUUACAAAGAAAAGCAAAAAUGGAAGAUGCUUUUGACACUAAAACCUUUGAAGAUAAUAUGAUGUAGUGUCAACAAAGUGGGACAGUUAUCUAUAGGGUCAACACAGUGAGACAUUUACCUGUAGUGUCAACACAGUGGGACAUUUACCUGUUGUGUCAACAAAGUUGGACAGUUAUCUAUAGGUUCAACACAGUGGGACAUUUAUCUAUAUGGUCAACACAGUGGGACAGUUACCUGUAGUGUCAACACAGUGGGACAUUUACCUGUUGUGUCAACAAAGUUGGACAGUUAUCUAUAGGUUCAACACAGUGGGACAUUUAUCUAUAUGGUCAACACAGUGGGACAGUUACCUGUAGUGUCAACACAGUGGAACAGUUACCUGUUGUGUCAACACAGUGGGACAUUUACCUGUUGUGUCAACACAGUGGGACAUUUACCUGUUGUGUCAACACAGUGGACCAGUUACCUGUUGUGUCAACACAGUGGAACAGUUACCUGUAGUGUCAACACAGUGAGACAGCUAUCUCUAUGGUCAACACAGUGGGGCAUUUACCUGUAGUGUCAACAAAGUGGGACAUUUACCUAUAGUGUCAACAAAGUGAGGCAGAAAUCUGUAGUGUCAACAGAGUGACACAGUUAUUGGUAGUGUUAACCCAAAUAAGACCGCUACCUUAAGCGUCAACACAACAAGACAGUUACCUGUUGUGUCAACACAGUGACACAGGUACCAGUAGUGUUAACACAGUGAGGCAGUUACCUGUAGUGUGACAGAAGGGACAGUUACCGAUAGCAUUAACACAGUGAUAGAAAAUACUUUUUUCUUUCACUUCCACCUUUGUUUUUAUUGUACAGUUAGCAUAAUUUUGUGAAAUUAUUCAAGUUAAGAUGCUGUUUGAUAUGCCAUUAUUCAUUAUAUGAUGUGGAAGACAACAUAUUGUUUUUCUCACAUGACAAUAGCUAUGUAAAUAUGUCUUGAUGAUUAAGUAUCAAACAUUUGCCCUUUGUUGCUUUUAUGUUACACAGUAUGUUUCUUGAGGCUGAGUUUCUUCAAUAUACCACAAGAUGAACUUUCAGCACCAAAGAGAAAAUACCUUAUACAGAAAUUUCAUAUUUAGCCCACCUGGCUCAAAUGGCUAAGUGAGCUAUAGAGAUACUGCAGUGUCCAUCGUCUGUCAACUUUUCCUAUAAAUCACAGCUAGUUAUAAAUGACUUAGUGGAUUUUAAUAAAAUUUGGUCUGACGUAUCCUUUGGGAAAGACAACCAGUGUUUGGUAAACAAAGGAUCUGGGUGAGGGGGGGCCCAAUAAGUAAAAUCUAUUAAUUUCUCUAAUAUCUAUCUUGUUCUCCAGGAAUUGCAGGGCACUAUCCAGAUUUUGUUCAAGUCAUGCUUAGAUGUAGGGAAGUCAGUUGUUUAUAAAAAGUGGGCCUGUGCCCCUCUGAGUCCAGAGGAUCAGGGCCCAAUGGGAAAAUUUACCAGUUUCUUUAGUUUUCUUUUUCUUUAAGAAUUGCAGAAUAAUGCCCAAAGUUGGUCUGAGGCAUGCUGCAGUGAAGGGAAACUAGUUUGGUAUAAACAGCCAGAGGGGCAGGGCCCAAUAUUAGAAAUAGAGCAUACUCCUUAAAAUCCUACUCCUAUAGAAAUGAUUGGAUUUUGCCAAUAUUGGACCUGAAGCAUUGUUUGACAAAAAGGAAUCAGUUUUAAAUAAACUUGAGGAUUCAGCGGUUUGGGGCGGGAGGGGUAGGACCAAGCAAGGGAAAUAGGGCAGAUUCUUUAGAAUCAUUAAUUUUUCUCAUGUAGGAAUGCUUGGGUUUUUGUCCAAAGUUGGUUUUAGACAUGCUUGGGACAAGGGGAUCAAUUUUGUUUGAACAAUGGGUUCUGGUCAACCAGGGUAGGUGGGGCAGGGCCACAUAGUGGAAAUACAGCAAAUUCUUUAAAAUCCUUGUUAUGUUGGAUGUCCAUAAAUUGUGCUAACAGACAUUGUCCACAACAUGUUCCAUCAGUUGUAGACAUCUUUGUAUUGCAAGCACAAUACCUUCAGUUUGUUGAAAUAGAAUUGAUAGACACCUAUUUUGAAUGUCAAUGAUUAUGAUGUUAUAUAUUUGUGAAAAACACUGUAUAUCAGAUGAGUAGUAUUGGCAAGUUUAGCCUUUUGUUUUGUUAAUGAAAAUUUUUCAUUGCUGAUAGUUUACCUGUUAUGUCGGCUGAGUAAAUAUAAGCACUUGAGAUACUGAAACUCAAAUAAAUUGCUUGCUAAACAGUGUUGUUUUGAAAGUGAUAUCAUAAGGAUUUCCUACCAGAUGUGGCAGAAAUGCUUUCAGAAAUAUGUGUGUGUGAGGCAGUUUAUUACCGAGAAAAAUUGUUAAAUAAUAAAUUGUGAAAAUUUUA
Messenger RNA from Ylistrum balloti, 2874 nucleotides. RefSeq names its product single-stranded DNA-binding protein, mitochondrial-like. Gene Ontology annotation, biological process: positive regulation of helicase activity; mitochondrial DNA replication. The record is from RefSeq and is a predicted model, not a curated record. The coding region runs from base 46 to 558 and encodes 170 amino acids. Gene Ontology annotation, cellular component: mitochondrial nucleoid. Lineage: Eukaryota; Metazoa; Mollusca; Bivalvia; Pectinida; Pectinidae. The transcript has 6 exons. Gene Ontology annotation, molecular function: single-stranded DNA binding.